UUCCUUCUCUGCGCCCGAAGCGCCCUGACGCGACGCGACUGAGGCGGGGCUGCUGGAGGCGGACGGCGCGCCUGCAAACAGGGACCGGAGGGGCUUGUCCGGGAUGGUAGCGCUUCCGUGGCCUCCGAGCGGUAAGCGCCGUGGAGGCGAGGCGGCUGCCUGCGGCGGCGACUGUGCGUGCGUAAUGCAGCUGCCCGCGGGAGGAACGGGAGACUAGCCGGCCCGGCAGCGUGCGCGCCUCCCUCCCGAGCCCUCCGAAUCCGUGGAGCUCCGUUGCGCCGCGCGUGGGCGGCGUUCUAGCACUCUGGCCCCUGCGCGCCCGGGAGAGACGAUGAGCCGGGCCCUGCUGCCGCUUCUCGUGACCUGCGGCUUGCUGGGGAUGCGGCCCCUGCCCGCCCAGUGCCAGGAGGCCCAGACCCCGGACUGGAGGAUGACGCUGAAGACCAUCAGGAACGGCGUCCACAAGAUCGACACUUACCUGAAUGCUGCUUUGGAUCUCCUGGGAGGAGAGGAUGGGCUCUGUCAGUAUAAGUGCAGCGAUGGAUAUAAGCCUUUACCUCGCUAUGGCUAUAAGCCUUCGCCACCCAACGGCUGCGGUUCUCCUCUUUUUGGAGUUCACUUUGACAUUGGCAUUCCUUCAAUGACAAAAUGCUGCAAUCAACAUGACAGGUGUUACGAUACCUGUGGCAACAAAAAACACGAUUGCGACGAGGAGUUUCAAUAUUGCCUCUCUAAGAUCUGUAGAGAUGUACAGAAGACACUGGGAAUACCAGAGAGCGUACAAGCGUGUGAAUCAACAGUUCAACUAGUGUUUGACGCAGUCAUACAUUUAGGAUGCAAGCCAUACCUUGACAGUCAAAGAGCAGCAUGUAUGUGUCGGUAUGAAGACAAGACAGACCUUUAAGAGAGAAGCUUUCGACCUGGUUCAGUUCAUCUGUAUUGUGAGAGCCCUUUUGUUGUUACAAAGCUGUUCAAAGCAUACAGUCGGAGCGUCAAGCUGGUCUACACUUCUGUAGAAGACACUAAUUUUUUAUAUAGCACUUCUUCCCUCUGUCACCUUUGCAUCCUUAAUCUUUAAGGAUCUUUUGCAUACAACUUUGAAAGCGAAAAUUGCAAUUUUGGCAACUGGCCUCGGAGUGGUA
This is a messenger RNA of Podarcis raffonei (Aeolian wall lizard), 1142 nucleotides long. RefSeq names its product phospholipase A2 group XIIA (gene PLA2G12A). NCBI's taxonomy places the organism in Eukaryota, Metazoa, Chordata, Lepidosauria, Squamata, Lacertidae. The transcript is spliced from 4 exons. Gene Ontology annotation, biological process: phospholipid metabolic process; lipid catabolic process; arachidonate secretion. Gene Ontology annotation, molecular function: calcium ion binding; A2-type glycerophospholipase activity. The coding region runs from base 332 to 904 and encodes 190 amino acids. Gene Ontology annotation, cellular component: extracellular region. The record is from RefSeq and is a predicted model, not a curated record.